Messenger RNA from Mercenaria mercenaria, 654 nucleotides. RefSeq lists its product as uncharacterized. The transcript is spliced from 5 exons. The record is from RefSeq and is a predicted model, not a curated record. NCBI's taxonomy places the organism in Eukaryota, Metazoa, Mollusca, Bivalvia, Venerida, Veneridae. The coding region runs from base 162 to 596 and encodes 144 amino acids. Gene Ontology annotation, molecular function: lipid binding.
UCACAAAUCGGGAACUCCCCUCGCUGUAAAAUGCAGUCAUCCGCAACAAUGAGCAUGUAUAAAUUGAAAUAAAAAGCAUGCAAGGUGACUUUCUCUUUGUGUAAGCGUGCCUCUAUUAGUUUCUCUGCCUUUAAAUGUUGAGUAACACUAAAGGAUAAACAAUGUUGUUCAUGCGCAAUGUCUACAGUCUGGUUGUAGUUGUCUACCUUUUCGCGCAAAACGGACAGCUAGAGGCGACAGCCGGUAUGCGUAUCACAGUAGCAGAAAAAAUUUUAAAGAUGGUUAACGAAGCCGAAAUAAAUGCACUGCAGCGCGACUUAAACGGUAAAAGAUUCGACGACCUCAGCGAUUCUGGAGACAUGUCUUGGAGGCUUUCAGACAUACAUGUUCAGUACCUGGGAACAAUGACGUCAAGUAUCAACUUAUUAAGUAACGGCCAAAUCAGAUGGACGUGUGAUAUUAGCUCUAUAACGGUGGAAGCAGAUUGGUGGGCAAGCUUGAAAAGUUGGUUCGGCAGAAAACUCUGGCGGGCUUGGAAUAAGCCUAAGCAGUUGUUCCGCGAGUGUCGGCAGCUUCAACAUCGAUUUUUCUGGUAGUUUUUUAAGUGGACUUUUAAAUGUAAUCUCGAGCGUUUUUGAGCGCGACAUCCAAAAA